GAGUGGGGAAUUCCCUUUCAGGUUUUGGAUCUUUUCUUACUCGCUACUACACAGAUAGUACUCUGCAUCUCAAACAUCCAUCGCAAUCCGAUAUAACACCGCAUCAACCUCGCAUCGCAGCGCCCUCUCCGUCUCCCACGACUCGACACUACCAUGUCAGGUACUAACACCUCCUCCAUGAUGAUUCCGAGUCCAUCAACCAUACACAUACAGUAAUACCAAGUAUCGACCCAGUCACUCAGUCAGUCGUAUCCACAGAUUCCUCCACAACUUUAACUCCCACAUUGGAAAAAUCUGACUUGUCGUCCUUCAGUUUCAUCCCAUCCCCGUCCAUCCAUGAGCCAACUUGAAAGCUCAUCAACACCCAUCAAAGUUAACAGUAAAACAAAACCAAGAAAUAUUGCGAAAACGAGGGGAGAUACGCGAAACAAAAAUGACAAUGAACUCCUGCACCGACGGAAUAAAAUCGACAUGAGAGAAACGAAACGCAAGUCAAGCAAUCAAGCCAGAAACGAGAAUCUCCAUCGUACAAAACCGGCACAGCGAGCCUGGGACUUUUCCAACACCGCGAACCUAGCUAGCCCUGCUCCUUCCCUGAAAAAGGGUAAUACGGGCGGAUUUCGUGUGUUGCCUGCCCGGCUAUCACCCCAGAGCGGAGACCAACAACAUAUCAGCACAGCGUGACACCCCCCCAUUGCGGCUUUUCCCAUCUUCUCUUUGACGGUGCAGACUCUGGGCAAGACUGUAAUAGCCUGGUUCGGUGUUGGAUCUUGUUUCGCGAUGGCUUUCUCAAACAAAAUGCAAGUAGUAGUAUAACGGAGC
This is a messenger RNA of Neurospora crassa OR74A, 822 nucleotides long. RefSeq lists its product as hypothetical. The transcript has a single exon. Bases 337 to 684 code for a protein of 115 amino acids. NCBI's taxonomy places the organism in Eukaryota, Fungi, Ascomycota, Sordariomycetes, Sordariales, Sordariaceae. The record is from RefSeq and is a predicted model, not a curated record.